CUCCAUCCACAUUCUUAAAGACGACAAAGAAAAGGAAAUAUUCAACAGUGUUCGUGAAAGUGAAGGGAAAAGCCCACUUGCAUCGCAUCAAAACCCAACUCACUUACUGGAAUCUGCUUCGCUUGCUUGCUCCUGUAGUAGUGGCAAUGCUCUGCCUCAGAUCGGAAGCCCUCGACGACGAUCAAGCCCUACCCUCAUCGUCUUCUUCCCCAAGCACCGAUCGGAGCAACUCCAACGGCGGGUUUCUUCUUCCCAUGAACUGGGGAAGCUCGAUUAGUAGGUUUUUGGGUAGGACUAGGAAGGGUUCGAGACGAUCUUAUUCUUCAGGAGAUGGGUCAUUGUAUUUUCCAGAUCUCGAGGAGAAUGAGAUGCUUGAUCGUAGGAGUGAGGGAAAGGAAGGAAUCAAGAGCAAGCGUCAGUACAGAUACGAGCUGGAACAAGACGUUAAGAAGUUGCAGAAGCAGUUGCAAGAAGAGAUCAACUUGCAGUUAGCUCUAACGAGUGCUGUUGAACACUCUGAUUCGCCAUUCUUGGAGUCCCCUUGCAAACUUCCUGACAAGGCCCAGGAACUUCUGGACAGCUUAGCGGUAUUGGAAAUCACCGUGUCAAAGCUCGAACAAGAAUCGGUUUCUUUGAGAUAUCUACUUAGCCAAGAGAAGAGUGAGAGACGCCUUGUUGAGUUUCGUCGAAAGAAAUCUCCCAAUUCUGUACUGCCAAUGUUCAGUGAUGCCCUAAAUCCCUCCAGCAAGUUGGUAACAAGCAAGGGAGACAAUAAUAGGCAAGUGGUUUCUUGAAGGUGGUCAAGCCCUAAUGUAGAAGCAAAGAAGAUGGGCUGACCUUUGCCACGAAAAAGGGAUGGCAGAGGACCUUAUGCAUUGUCCAAUGAAGUGAUCAAGUCCAUUGAAAAUACUGUUUCCUUACCGAAAUCCUCCAAGACUGCAUUCUGCUGAUGCUGAAUCUAUAUCUACAACUCCCGACGGAAGAGUCCCUUUUCUUAUUCACCAAGUGUCAUUAACCGGAUAUGGAGCUCGUCAGAUUCGCAUAACUUAACCAGCAAUAGUCGAAUGAGGGAGCAACUUUAGGAGAUUAAGACAAGACAGCAACGGAAGUGGCAUUGUUUUCUGUUGGAAAUAACAAAACUCAAGUAACCCGCCAUGGCUUUGUGAGUGUACUGUGAAUUUCCAUGUCCGAAAUGUAUCAUUUGUUUGACAAAGAGAUACCUUUUCGUAUCUGCUCAGUUUGGGUUGGAAAUCUGAUCAGUUUCAGACAUACCCAUCUUUCCUAGAGGGGAGGAAGAGCCUUAAAUAGAUGUCUUGUAGUUUAUUUUGUGCGCUAUUUUAUGUUGUUAACAAUGGCUAUUCAGCUUUCUUCUAACUUUUGCUCAGUCACUUUUUA
This is a messenger RNA of Tarenaya hassleriana, 1395 nucleotides long. Its product is annotated as rho GTPase-activating protein 7. The coding region runs from base 147 to 794 and encodes 215 amino acids. Lineage: Eukaryota; Viridiplantae; Streptophyta; Magnoliopsida; Brassicales; Cleomaceae. The record is from RefSeq and is a predicted model, not a curated record. The transcript is spliced from 6 exons.